Molecule: messenger RNA, 789 nt
Organism: Nematocida parisii ERTm1
Lineage: Eukaryota; Fungi; Microsporidia
Exons: 1
Coding region: 103-702 (199 amino acids)
Source: RefSeq, a predicted model, not a curated record
UAGGUAAUACAUCCAGGAGCUAUAAGAGGGGUAAAGGAGACACUAUCAGGAGAAUCAAAAUAUAUGACAUAAAGUAUAAAUAGUAAUGCGUUUAUUAAAUAUAUGAAAGUAUCACAUAGUGUAAUAGUAAUAAUAGGAAUAUUCAUAAGUACAGUUAUAACACAACAGCAAAGAGAAGUGGCAAUACAAGGACCAACCACAACAACCACAACAACAGAAAGAUCAGGGCCGUGCCCAGUACCACAGGGACAAGCACCAGGUGGAUGCGGACCAGGUGGCUGUGGACCAGCAGGUGGCUGCCCAGGCGGUAAGUGCGGACCAGCAGGUGGCUGCCCAGGCGGUAAGUGCGGACCAGCAGGUGGCUGCCCAGGCGGUAAGUGCGGACCAGGUAGCUGUGGACCAGCAGGUGGCUGCCCAGGCGGUAAGUGCGGACCAGGUAGCUGUGGACCAGCAGGUGGCUGCCCAGGUGGUAAGUGCGGACCAGGUGGCUGUGGACCACAGCAACAAGGAGGAUGUCCAGGCGGUAAGUGCGGACCAGGUGGCUGUGGACCACAGCAACUGCAGAGAAGGAACAGUUGCCCAGCAGGUGGCUGCCCAAGCGGUAAGUGCGGGCAGGUACAGCAAAUGCCAGCAGGUGGUAAGUGCGGACCAAAGCAACUGCAGAGAAGGAACAGUUGCCCAGCGGGUGGCUGUGGCAGAUAAUACUUAUAUUAUCUGUACAUUACGUAUUAUUGCUGUAGAUUUAGGGUUAUAUCGGGUUAUGACCAAGUAUAAAUAAAUGGUAAAAUG